Strigops habroptila (Kakapo) is the source of this 249-nucleotide messenger RNA. RefSeq names its product cortexin domain containing 1 (gene CTXND1). Lineage: Eukaryota; Metazoa; Chordata; Aves; Psittaciformes; Psittacidae. Bases 1 to 180 code for a protein of 59 amino acids. The transcript has a single exon. The record is from RefSeq and is a predicted model, not a curated record.
AUGGAUGGACCAACCCCAGAGCCUGUGUACGUUGAUGUGGACAAGGGACUGACGCUGGCAUGUUUUGUCUUCCUCUGCCUCUUCCUGAUUGUAAUGAUUAUUCGCUGUGCAAAAGUCAUCAUGGACCCUUACAGUGCCAUUCCUACAUCUACAUGGGAGGAGCAGCAUCUAGAUGACUGAAAGGACUUCACUAGACAGAGCCAUGAAAUGCUGCAAUCCGGGAGGCCUUAUCCCACCGGGAGGGCUAAC